Cyprinus carpio (common carp) is the source of this 1276-nucleotide messenger RNA. RefSeq names its product ankyrin repeat domain-containing protein 10-like. The transcript has 6 exons. Lineage: Eukaryota; Metazoa; Chordata; Actinopteri; Cypriniformes; Cyprinidae. Gene Ontology annotation, molecular function: protein binding. The record is from RefSeq and is a predicted model, not a curated record. The coding region runs from base 104 to 1276 and encodes 390 amino acids.
UGGUUUGUGGUCUUAAUAAAAGCAGACGUCGUGAAGUCCACCAUUUUUCUGACGAUUCCCGUGUCCACGUAUUUAUAAAAGCGAACGUUUUUGCUGAGCACUGAUGUCGGUGGGCCUGGAGUCCGGGUUUUCUAGCGAGGAGCUGCUGAAUAUCCGCUUCCCUGUUCACCGCGCGUGCAGAGAUGGAGACGUGGGCGCGCUGUGCUCGCUCCUGCAGAGCCGCACAGAUCAGCUGGCUGUGGAGGACUCUUUCUACGGCUGGACUCCUCUACACUGGGCUGCACACUUCGGCAAGCUGGAGUGUGUCAUGCGUCUGGUGCAGGUGGGAUGUGGUGUGAACUCUGUGACCUCUCGGUUUGCCCAGACACCAGCUCAUAUUGCUGCCUUCGGGGGUCAUCCUCAGUGCUUGCUCUGGCUGCUGCAGGCUGGAGCUGAUAUAAACAGACAGGUAAGACUUCACUGUGAUAUGAGAUUAUAUAUAUAUGUUGGAGAACCCCCCCUCCACAAAGCGGCCCGUGCUGGCAGCAUUGACUGCAUUAACACGCUCCUGGUCCAGGGAGCCAAGGCAGACAUGAGGAACUCUAGUGGACUGACCGCCGCUGACCUAGCUCAUGCCCAGGGCUUUGAAGAGUGUGCCCAACUGCUUUCCAAUGCCCAGAACCAGCAGCUCAAUCAGCUUAAUGGGUUCUCAAACAAUGGCUCUGUGUGUUUUGGGGACCGCAAGCUUAUCCAAGAACGGAGCAUCCUUAAUGGGGUUCCCAGCCGAAAAAGGUCUCUUGAUUGCAUGGAGUCUAAUCUGAUUAAAAAGGCCAGAAAAGAUGAUCUCGGUUAUCAGCCGAUGAAUGGAGUAAAUGGAUCCAGCGGAGAAGUCCAGAUGGAGAACAUGAACAUGGAGUUUGGCCAAGCGCUGAGUACCCCAGGUGGGAACCAACCCUUAAAUGGAUCCCUGCCUCUGGGUUCCAAUGGCUACAUCAGUCCAGAGCAGGACCGGGCUGCAGUCCACAGAGAGUCAGAGAUCUUCACCGUGACCUCCAUGCAGAUACCAUGUCGUUGCACUAACUCCUAUGCUUAUUUGUUGGUGAUCAUAUUGGGAAUGUGGGUGUCUCCUCGCAUCUUGGUUACUUGCCUUCAUUUUGGGCAUCAUAAUGGCUUUGGAGAUAUGGCUGAGAACAUGGAGGUCGCCAGCAGUCAGAUAAAGCACCACAAGUCAAUCAGUGUAGAGGAGCAGUAUGACCACAUCACCUCCAACACCAUGAACCUCUACUAUGGGUGUUAG